Molecule: messenger RNA, 1116 nt
Organism: Alternaria atra
Lineage: Eukaryota; Fungi; Ascomycota; Dothideomycetes; Pleosporales; Pleosporaceae
Exons: 3
Coding region: 1-1116 (371 amino acids)
Source: RefSeq, a predicted model, not a curated record
AUGCAGAGCAACUCUCAGGAGGCCAACAGCUCCCAACAAGGCCGCAAGAUGGCAAUUCCUAGGCUCGAGCGUGCGCCGCCACCGCCACCGCCACUCAAGUCAAGUGAGAAGGGUAGAGAAGAUCGCGUGUACGUCUCCGUCCAAGGAAAGAUCUUGGGACUGCUUGAUGAGCUCGAGCAAUGGUCGAAGGUAGCAUUACCCGGAGGCCGCCAAGCAGGACAAGAGAAGCACAAUGCAGGCCUUGAACGCGAACAGUUUCUUCUCAAGACAGACUACUGGAGUACCAAAAUGCUCGUCACACGACCAUGUCUCUGUAGGAUUGAGCGGCGUAUUCGUAAUGAGAGCAACGCUUCCGCCGAGUUCAAUAAGGCAAGCGCGGAAGCUUGUGUCAGAGCUGCUUUGGAAAUGACCAAGUUGUUCCCUGAUGAGCCAAACCUCGACUUUAUCUACUCCAAGGGGCCGUGGUGGGCAGUUGUUCAUCUUAUCAUGCAAUCAAUUGCGGUACUCAUACUAGAGAUGGCUUACGGAAGCAAGCAUAUGAAGAGCUCCGAACCUAGCAUGACCGUGUCUAUAAAGAAACUGGUUCGUUGGUUGCGCGCAAUGCAGCAUAACGAUCCCGUCGCCGCUCGAGCACACGAUGUGAUCCGGAAGAUCCUCAAGAGAUGUGCUCCGGCUCUGCAAUCCCAGGCGGAUGAACUUCUCGCCCUUUAUGGAGAAGAAACCCCCCAAUCUCAUGCUCAUCAACAUUAUCAUACCCCAUACAAUGCUCAGCAAACUGCGCAGGUGGCACAAGAGAACAUCCAAUUCAAUCCAAUGGAUACCAGUGGCACAUUCGAUGCUCGUUCUCUUCCGUACUACUCAUUGGACAAUCUGCCUGGAUAUCAAGACGUUUUUGAUCCGUUUUACCUACCGGAGGAACACAUCGCACCGAUGCCCUUUGGCAACCCGUUUUUCACAAACUUCGAUCACGGUGUACCGCUUGUCAACAUGCAAGACCUGUGGAUAUAUCCAGGACCUUCGAACGUUUUUGACCCGAACCUGUCACUUAUGAAUACACCACUAGACGUUCAUGAUGGUGAGGAUGGUCCGAGUACGGAAUACUCGCCCCAACAAUAA